This is a messenger RNA of Penicillium maclennaniae, 1692 nucleotides long. Its product is annotated as 2-(3-amino-3-carboxypropyl)histidine synthase subunit 1/2. Gene Ontology annotation, molecular function: 2-(3-amino-3-carboxypropyl)histidine synthase activity. The record is from RefSeq and is a predicted model, not a curated record. NCBI's taxonomy places the organism in Eukaryota, Fungi, Ascomycota, Eurotiomycetes, Eurotiales, Aspergillaceae. The coding region runs from base 1 to 1692 and encodes 563 amino acids. The transcript has a single exon. Gene Ontology annotation, biological process: protein histidyl modification to diphthamide.
AUGGCUUCAGAAAUGGAGGCAGCCCCCGUGCUGUCGACGCCUGAUGCUCGCAUUCUUGAAGAAACUACGCCUGUGGCCACCUCCGAUGCGACACAACCGCUCCCCGACGAGGAACUCUCCAUCACCUAUGAUAUUGAGCGCACCCUGAAAGAGAUCCGCCAGGCGCGGUACAAGCGCAUCGCCCUCCAGUUUCCCGAUGACAUGCUUCCCGAUGCUCCUCGAGUCUUCCAAUUACUGAGCCGUGGGCUUCAAUCGGACGAAUACACCGCGGCAAGUGGUACAUCUCCAACGCAGCCAGAUGGUGGCGGGGCUGAUGCGGAAGGCAACCUUGCCCGGGAUGUGUCUCAAUUAUCAGUGGAAGAGACGGAGCAGUGGUCUCCGAAGUUGUAUAUCCUGGCGGACACCUCGUAUGGCCUUUGCUGUGUCGACGAAGUAGCCGCAGAGCAUGUGGAUGCAGAUGUCGUGGUCCAUUACGGAAGAUCGUGUCUUUCUCCGACGGCGCGAUUGCCCGUCAUCUACGUUUUUACCAACAAGCCCCUGCCUGUUAAUCCUCUCAUCCAGGCUUUCAAGGCGACCUACCCGGACCCGACCACCAAAGUUAUCAUCGCGGCCGACGUCACCUACUCCGAGCAUGUUCAGACGGUAUACAGACGUUUGGUGGAGGACGGAUACACCGAGUUAUUUGCCACGGAAAUCGUGCAUGAGCCUUCAUCGGCCAUUCCGAACCGCACAGUGCCAGAGUCCGUUAGUGAAUUGCCUGGGACAUUGUCGGAAUGGCAGCUGUUCCAUAUCUCCGAUCCCCCAACCGCCCUGCUCUUGACCCUUGCUUCGCGAGUUGCCGCCAUUCACAUUUACCCCACGAAUCGCCCAAGCAACGACAAUGUCAAGCCUCUGCCGGCCUCCACUGCGGCUGCAUUACGCCGGCGCUAUGCUAUUCUCACAUCCCUGACUACGGUGCCCAUCUGGGGCAUUCUGAUUAACACCCUUAGUGUGAAGAACUAUCUGCACAUCGUGAACCACGUGAAGGAACAGAUCGCUGCGGCAGGCAAGAAAAGUUACAUGUUCGUGGUGGGUAAGCUCAACGCAGCCAAAGUCGCCAACUUCAGUGAAAUUGGUGGCUGGGUUGUCAUUGGUUGCUGGGAGAGCUCGCUGGUGGAUAGCAGGGACUUCUGGAAGCCUGUCAUCACCCCGUUCGAACUGGAGAUGGCUCUGAAGGGCGAUGCCGAGCGGGUGUGGACUGGCUCAUGGCAGAGUGACUUCCAGGCCGUCCUUGACAAGCCUGCCGAGGAAGCGACAGCUCAAGACGGCGCCAAUGCAGACGGAGACGAGGGAGAGGAUGAUUUAUCGGAACCCGAGAGUGCACCGCCCGAAUUUGACCUGCGUACUGGUCGUUACGUCUCUCAUUCCCGGCCGAUGCGUGAUCCCGCACCCCGCGCUUCUGCUCAGAUCGACGGAUCGAAUGGCCCAUCCGCCGCUAGGGCUCUGGCAAGACGGGCGAAGGGUGAGUUGGCGAUGAUCGGCGGCACGGUGUCCCCAGGGGCAGAGUACCUGCGGUCCCAGCGGACAUGGAAGGGGUUGGGCAGCGAUUUCGAUAUCCGAUAUGAUGAGGAGGACCCGGACAGCACUCUGGUCAAGGAAGGGCGCAAGGGCAUUGCGAGGGGGUACACGGUUGGCGAGGGUAACAAACACUAG